Molecule: messenger RNA, 1782 nt
Organism: Penicillium diatomitis
Lineage: Eukaryota; Fungi; Ascomycota; Eurotiomycetes; Eurotiales; Aspergillaceae
Product: fungal specific transcription factor domain-containing protein
Exons: 5
Coding region: 1-1782 (593 amino acids)
Biological process (GO): regulation of DNA-templated transcription
Cellular component (GO): nucleus
Molecular function (GO): transcription cis-regulatory region binding; DNA-binding transcription factor activity, RNA polymerase II-specific; zinc ion binding
Source: RefSeq, a predicted model, not a curated record
AUGAGUGACAUUUCCAGUACAGGGCGGUUGUUAAAAGGCUCUGCGAGAACGUGCCAGAAUUGUGCCCGGGCCAAGAUUCGAUGCGUACGCUCUUCCCCGGGGGGCAGCUGCGAUCGGUGUGGCCGCUUAGGGAAGGCCUGUCACUUUCAGCCGGGGAGACGACCAAAUGGCACUGCCAACCCUAACACCAGCCGAGAGGACAAGAUCAAUGCGCUGGAAGCUAAACUGGACCGGCUUCUUGCUCAGUCAGUCGACACAGAGCCGCCUGCAGUGGUCGUCGAUGGUCAAGAACCGUCAGAAGCUCCAGCAGCACAAUCUAGAGAUGUCAUCGAUCAGGGCUAUCUGACCCUCGAGGCGGCAGACCGGCUGCUUCAUGACUACAAGACUACCAUGAUGCCUUAUUGUCCCUUCGUGCCAAUUCCAUCAGACGCGACCGCCGCGUCUUUGCGUAAAGACAAACCAUUUCUGUUUCUCACUAUUCUCACCACAGCAUUGCAUGAUAAUAUGCCUUUGCAACGGAAAUUAGAAGUGCAAGUCAAACGGGCAAUCGGCCAUUCUAUGAUCCAUGACGGGCCUGUCACAUGUGAGAUGCUUCAGGGCAUUUUAGUCCAUUUAGCCUGGUGUCAAUAUCAUGCACGGCCACGACGCGUGACUCAGUACCUGCAUCUGGGGAUCAGUAUCAUUACGGAUCUGCAGCUUGACCGUGACCCUGCCGAUCGAUUCUGGAAACAACGAGUCGGGUUCGAUCGUGCAGAUUCGCGAGGAGCCGUCUCCUGGGGCAACGAGGAGAGAAGAGCCGUGAUAGGUUAUUUCUGGUUCUCAUCAUGUGUCUCACAGAUCUUGCAAAAACGCUCCUCGUUUCCAUGGGUGCCGUAUCUCGAGGCAUCGUGUGAAUUUUUGGCCUCGAAUCCAGAGUAUGAGUGCGAUCGGAUUCUAUCACAUAUUGUCGAGCUCCAACGCUUGUAUGAGAGAGUCGCACAGGUAUCUUCGCUACACAAGCCCGACACUCAUCACACAGAUGAGCUGGAAUACGACUACCGUCAAAUCCGAACACAGCUGGAUCUGUUUCGGAGUCGACUACCAUUUGUGUUGAAUGACAAUGAAAUUCUUUUCAUGCAAUUCUACGCGAUGGAACUCUACAUAUGUCAAAUCCUUUUGUUCGAUGUAAAGCCGGAUUCUCAGCAUCCACGACAUAACUCCCCGUUCCAAGUGGAGAUCCUUCGAAUGGGCCUUGCUGCGGCGCGCACUAUGCUAGAAUUCUGGACGUCAUUGCCCCUGCGCCGUGAGGUGAUAUUCAACAAUACAUCUUGGACACAGCUUGGAUUCGCCGUCACGCUAGCUUGUAAGCUUGUGGUAGCAGCGUCAGAACCGCCAGUUCGACCACUCACCGCUGACCUGAUUGCCGCAUUGAAUCUGUCCAACACGCUCAGCCGAUGUAUUCUGCGCAUGCAAGCGCUAGUGACGGCCCAGAUGGACGCCAAAGGAGACCGUGACGUCUUUUAUCAUUAUGAGAAACGUCUCAAACAAGCGCAGUGGUGGUUUGAGAGCCGUGCUCUAUCUCAGUCGGAACAGGAUCAAAGCCCCGCAAACACAAUGGACGAACCAUCAAGCCUCAGUAUCCCUCAGAUGUCAUCGCAAGAUGGGCUUCAGACUUACUACGGCAAACUUGGGGAUGACUUCAAUUUUCAAUGGCCCGGAUUUUUCCCAACUCGCGUAUUUGAAGAAUACUUCGCUGGAUGGCCAGAGCAGGAGUCGAUGACGUACGAAGAGACAUUUUUAUAG